Molecule: messenger RNA, 1544 nt
Organism: Melanaphis sacchari
Lineage: Eukaryota; Metazoa; Arthropoda; Insecta; Hemiptera; Aphididae
Gene: brk
Exons: 2
Coding region: 592-1320 (242 amino acids)
Source: RefSeq, a predicted model, not a curated record
UCGAAAAACCUACAACGCUGCUGCUGCUGCUGCUCCUGCCGCUGGUGUUGCUGCUGCCGCUGCUGUUGUUGCCGCCGCCGCCGCACACUCGCACUCGCUCACUCACUCACACGCACGCAGUCCGUAACGACCGUCAGACUCUCUCGGUUAUUAUUUGUUUGGUUUUACGUUUUUAAUUCUAUUAUUUAUUAUUAUUUAUAUUUAAUGUAAUUAUAUAAUAAUAAUAAUAAUAAUAAUACCAACAACAACAAUAAUAAUAAUAUAAAUCCGCUCCGUUUUAUCGAGUUUUUUUUCUCCGUUUUGGACGUUCUCGUUUCCGCCGCGUUAAUCGUGUGUCGUGCUUUGAUUGAAAUAUAAUAUUUUGAUUAUAUUUUGUAUAUGAAUUAUAAUAAUCGCGUAUUACGGUUAUAAAUAACACGACGUUAUUGUACACGCGUUUUUGUUAUUUUUACGUAAUAUAAUAUUAUUAUUGUUAUUGCGUUCUGUUCGCAUAACUAAAACCGUCGCGAUUGCGUUAUAAAUCGCAUCAUAAAAUUAUAUUUUCUACAAUAUCGUUUCGUAUUGUGUAACAUCGCUGUGUUCUCCGACAAGAUGGCCCACGGCGCUCCGGAUGAACCCGUCGGCAAGGUGGAAGAAAAGCGACCCAAGGCGCCAGUCGGAUCCAGGCGCAUAUUUCCUCCACAGUUCAAGUUACAGGUGUUGGAUUCAUAUCGACAAGACUCUGAUUGCCAAGGAAAUCAGCGAGCUACGGCUCGCAAAUAUGGUAUUCAUCGCCGUCAGAUUCAGAAAUGGCUGCAGACUGAAACCAGCUUGCGAUUGGCUGUGCAACAAGCUUCAGGCACUCCCAAACCCCAAAAAAUUGCUGCUAAUGCUGUAACGGCAGUUGCUGUUGCCGCAGCUGCAGCUAUUGCAGAGACUACAUCUGGUUCAGAUAGUGAUGUUAAUGUAGAAGACUUAUCCGACACUGAAGACUCUGCUCUGGACUUGUCCACUACUUGCUUAGAUCUGACUAAGCGCAAACGUGAAGAAGAGGAACUCGAUCCAUGCAAAAGGCGAUGUUUGGUUCCAGUCACAUCUACUGAGCGACCCUUAUAUGUCAACCCCAUCAGAUAUCCUUACGUAGAUUAUCCCCUAUUCUACUGUUGGCCACCGUGUUGUUACAGGCCACCGUGCUAUGUAGAGCGACCUGUACCCCAAAGACUGACUUGUUCAUUGGAUUUGAAAGUGUGCGCUUAUGAACCAAAAGAACCUUCUCUUUUGGACAUAUCGUACCCUCAACAUUGGAACAAACAGGACUACAGGUUUCCAAGUUCAGUAUGAAAUACCAAUGUGUUCACAUGGGUUUCGCUUGUUAUUCUUGAACUGUAAGUAUCAAUAAAGAUGAAGAACUUUUCAGAUGAUCUGUUUGAAUUGAAAGAAAAGAUAUUUGAAGUGUUAUUUAAUAUUAGUACUAUUUUAUUAAAAGUUUUAGUUUAACAUCAAUAUCUUUAAUACCAGCAAUGGUAUAAAAAAUUUAAAUUAUAUAAAUUGUUGAAAAAGAAAAA